Alnus glutinosa is the source of this 1996-nucleotide messenger RNA. Its product is annotated as adenylate isopentenyltransferase 5, chloroplastic. The record is from RefSeq and is a predicted model, not a curated record. NCBI's taxonomy places the organism in Eukaryota, Viridiplantae, Streptophyta, Magnoliopsida, Fagales, Betulaceae. Gene Ontology annotation, cellular component: mitochondrion. The transcript is spliced from 2 exons. Gene Ontology annotation, molecular function: tRNA dimethylallyltransferase activity. The coding region runs from base 355 to 1356 and encodes 333 amino acids. Gene Ontology annotation, biological process: cytokinin biosynthetic process; tRNA modification.
CUCUCCUCCAUAUAUAUAUAUAUAUAUAUAUAUAUAGAAAUAGAAGUGCUCUUUAGUCAAAUACGAUUCGUUUUAUUCCCAAAGUUAAGAAGAUAAAUAUUUGAAAACCUUCUGUGGUGCACAUAAGAGAAAGCAAUUUGGUCCAUAGAUAUCUAUCAUAACCCUUUAUUUUUGCAACCUUUCCUUUCCUUUAGCAAAUUAGCAGGCUCUCUCUCCCUCUCUCUCUCUGCUCCCUCGCUCCUCCUCUUCCGCUCUUUUUCGUUGCUUUUGUUGUGUUGAGAAAGACACAAAAUUGUGCGCCGUUUUUCCACAGGGUCGCCGCGUACGUACUUUUGUAUAUCUCAAAGGUUUAAUAUGACUCAUAUGAAAAUUUCUGUCUUGGACUGCAAACAAGUUGGUGUUUGUAAUGGGAAUUUACGGCCCGGCCUAGUGGAUUUUAACAUGGAAUAUCCUUUGUUUCGGAAAGAUAAGGUCGUGUUUGUAAUGGGAGCAACCGGCACCGGCAAGUCAAGGCUGGCAAUCGACCUGGCAACCCGGUAUCCGGCGGAGAUCGUAAAUUCCGACAAAAUGCAAGUUUACAAAGGGCUUGACAUAGUCACCAACAAAGUCACCGACGAGGAGUGCCGCGGGGUACCCCACCACUUAUUAAGCAUAAUUGAUCCUAACGCCAACUUCACUACCAACGAUUUUCUCCGCCAUGCUACAUCAACCAUGGAAUCGAUCACUAGCCGGGACCGACUCCCUAUCGUCGCCGGUGGUUCCAAUUCUUAUAUUUCAGCUCUAAUAAAUCAACGUACUGAAUUUCGAAUGAAGUACGACUUUCGUUUCAUUUGGGUCGAUGUCUCAUUUCACGUGCUUCGUUCAUUUAUAUCAGACCGAGUCGAUCGGAUGGUGGAAGCCGGUUUAGUGGAUGAGGUCAGGAAAAUGUUUGACCUCAAAGCCGAUUAUUCGCGCGGAAUUAGGCGUUCCAUUGGGGUGCCGGAGAUGGAUAAAUAUCUACGAGUUGAAGCCACCGUCGAUGAUGGAACCCGAGCUAUGCUUCUUAAGGAGGCCAUUGCCAAAAUCAAGGAAAAUACUUGCAUGUUAGCUUGUCGCCAAUUGGAAAAGAUCCGUUGCCUUCACAGCGAGUGCGAAAGGAAUAUGCAUCGACUCGACGCUACGGAAGUGUUCCUAAAGCGGGGCAGAGAAGCCGAUGACGCGUGGGAGAAUCUCGUCGCAGGACCCAGCUCCAGGAUCGUCCGCCAGUUCCUCUACAAUGAAGAUCGUAUGGCCACCAUUGUCCAACAAGAAGUUGUUGCUGCAGCCGGCCUCGGCUCGCCGGUUCCCUCGGCAGCAGUGGCUACACUCACUCGUUAAUGGUGGCUCCUAUAGAAUAUUCUAUUUCACCAUCACUCACGAGGACACGUGGCAAGCUGGUACCUCAUUUUUUUUAAAAAAAAUAAAAAAAUUAUUAUCAAAUAUUACAAUUUUUACUACAAAUAAUUUUACAAAUUAAGGUAGGAGUCCAUGAAUGAUAAAAUGAUACUUAAACUAUUCUUAACUAUUAUUUCAUCAUUCAUGAACUGAUAUGUUAAUUUGUAAAAAAAUUGUUUUAAAAAUGGUAGUAUUAUAAACAUUUUUUUUUUUUUGAAAUUUUUAUUUACGGGAAAAUUGUAAAAAAAAAAAAAAAAAAAAAAAAAAACGGCUUGAACUGUGAGAUUGCUGUCAGGUCGUUAAGUACUUACUUUGGAGGCCGUACAGUUGGGUGCAUUUUGGAAUCCGUGCAAGUUCUUGCGGGGUCCAUUUGAUUUGAUAGGUGGGUAUUUACUGUAUUAGUCCAAUAAACCGUUAGGGCCCACGGGGUUUGUGCACGUGGGAGUGAGUGGCGUUUUGGUCUUUUGGGUGUGAUGUUUUGACAUGAGCUGUAAAUUUCUCAGCACAAUUAUGACUUUUUAUACAUAAUAUUGGAAUAUAUAAAUAUAUAUAUAUAUAUAAAAGUGCGUUCUUCUUUGAGCUA